AUGCAAGAAAGAGUUGUUUUGAAAUUCAUCGAUUCAAAGUUGCCAAGCCUUGAUGGCAACCAUUCUCAUGAUCAUCAUCACUAUUAUUAUUGUCAAUUACUUGCACGACAAUUAAAUGCUCGGAAGAAUAUUAAAGCCUUUUCCGGAAAAUUUGAAAUUGUGGUUGAAUUUCUAGUAAUACCAAAAACAACAACAAAUAAUUUCAAUCAUGGUUCUGAUGAUCAUCAUGAUGAUGAAUCAAAGGAUCCUCCGAAUGAUUCAUUCCUUUCUCAUCAUCAUCCAAUCAUUGAAAUUCAUGAAAUUGCAAAUAAUUGUAAAUUUAUUCCUGUUUCGAUGGCAUAUUCAAAGCAACAUGAUUUAAUCCUUGUGGUGGAUCGCAAUGCAUGUUUUUAUUUUUUUCAAAAAGAAGGUCAACGAUUCGUGAACAUGUUUCAUGAACCACAAGAUUGGAAUUAUCAUUUAAUGUCACAUCAUCCAAUGAACAUGAUCGUGGAAAAUUGUGAAAAUGGAUGUGAUUAUGUCAUUGUAAUCUUUUCAAAUAAUAUUCGAAAGUACAAUAUGAAAUGGUAUUUCAAUAGUAAUGGAACUCCACGAUUGGUCUUAAUUAGAAAGUGGUUCACCAGUGAGAAGGAUAUUCAGAAAUUAACAAAACAAAAAACAUUUUUCAGACCCAAUGCAGCAAUUGUGAUUAAAACGGAUAACAAUCACCAUAAUGCACUUCAUGUCACGGAUGGUGUGAAUAUUCAUGUUUUCAACUCGAUCAAUGGUAAAUUGUUAAGGACUCUUCAAGUUGGUGUGCCGUUGUACUCGAUUGAUUAUUUACAAGAAACCAGUGAAUUUGUUCUCCUCUCAGAUGACAAUAAUAUUAUUCUUUACAAUGAAACGUUACAAAUGAUCACAUCGACAUUGAGUGGAGAAGAGGAGAAUGCCUUAAAUCAUACCAUGUCUGAACAAGUAAUUGUCGAUCGAGCUUCGAGAAAUAUCAUUCGAAUUGGCUCUCACUUUGAGAAUGCAAUCAUUGUCAUUUCAGGAGUCACACGAAAUCCCAUUCAUGUGUAUGGUAGGAACAUGAACCAUUAUAACAUCUUGCCUCAAUGUGCCUGCAUGGAUGAAAUGAGUGGUGAAUUCAUUGUUGCAGAUCGUCGUGGUAGAAUUAUCAUAUUUAAAUGA
Molecule: messenger RNA, 1170 nt
Organism: Naegleria fowleri
Lineage: Eukaryota; Heterolobosea; Eutetramitea; Acrasida; Naegleriidae
Exons: 1
Coding region: 1-1170 (389 amino acids)
Source: RefSeq, a predicted model, not a curated record